UGUAAACGUAGUUCAGUAGUAGUAGCACCAGCAGCAGCAGGAGUUGCAGUAACAGCUAGCGAACAGCACACAUUGGAUGUUGCUGAAAAUGAAUUUGUAACUUCAUGAUAGAAAUGGAACGUUGACUAAAAAUGUAAAAAUGUGGCUGUUUAUUUGACUUAACUAAAAAGUCUAAUAUGUUUUUUAGCGGAACCAAAGAAAACGGGCUAGUCGGGGCAUCGGAUUCAUGUUAUGACAGGACCAAGAAAUCCACGUGUGUGUGUUUCGGUUGCUUGUAUCCCGUUAGUUUGCUAACUAGCUAACUACUUCUAGUUCUGAGAAAGACGAUAAAAAAAUACAUGCCAUUUACAAGAGAGAAAGAUCUUGCGUGCUGUUAGCAAGUUAUGCGUUUCUUCGUGCGUCUAAAAUUACCGCACAUAUUAUGAUCUUAGCUAGCUAGCUAACCAACUGUUGGCUAACUUACGUUUAUAUCAUUCAUUCCACCCGGUAAGCUGGUAGACUAUCAGGCAUCUGAUGGUAGUAGCUAACGUUUUAAAAUAGUUAAAUAAUUGCGAAUCGUCAUUUGAGACCUUUUUAAAAUAGCCAUUUUUAAUUCUGGAAGACAUGAUUGCUGUGCAGACAGGACUAUACAUUGGAGCUGCCUCUGACCUGGCAGAUGGUAAUGCGUUGGCAAAAGCAGGCAUCACACACAUACUUACAGUUGACUCCGAAGAACCGAAAUUACAAGGAUCAUUUCAGACAAAGUUUGUAUAUUCUCUGGAUGACAUGUCAGCCGAUCUACUAAGCUCUUUGGACAGUUGUGUGCGGUUUAUCUCUGAAGCUAUGGAAUCACCUUCAUCUGCAGUCCUUGUGCAUUGUCAUGCAGGACGAAGUCGGAGUGCUGCGGUGGUUACAGCGUUUUUGAUGAGAUCAAACAGACUGACCAUGACCGAUGCCUAUACUAAGCUCCAGAAAAUAAAAUCUAAUGUCAAGAUCAAUGAAGAGUUUUUGAACCAGUUGGUGCUGUAUGGAUCAAUGGACUGUGAAGUGGACACGUCCAGUCCUGUGUACAAGCAAUACAGACUCCAGAAAAUCACAGAUAAGUACCCAGAGCUACAGAGUGUGCCAAGGGAUGUGUUUGCUGCUGACCCAAUGACGGCACAAGCCCACAGCAACGAGGUUGUCCACAGAUGCAGGAAGUGUCGACGGACAUUAUUCCGUGGCUCCAGUAUUCUUGGCCAUGAUGUGGGCAGUGGACCAGCAUCUUUUAUUCACAAGAAAUAUGUUGGCUCAGCAGCCUGUGCGCCUGGCCAUACGGUUCAAACACAGUGCACGUCUUACUUCAUUGAGCCCGUGCAGUGGAUGGAGCCUGCGCUUUUGGGUGUGCUGGAUGGACAGCUCCUGUGCCCAAAGUGCAGCUCCAAGCUAGGCUCAUUCAACUGGUAUGGAGAGCAGUGUUCAUGCGGUCGAUGGAUUACACCCGCUUUUCAGAUUCACAAGAACCGUGUGGAUGAAAUCAAACACAUAAAUGUACCAUCACUUAAAUAACAGUACAGGUGACUGAAGCAGAGAUUCCCUAGUUCAAUUGUCAAGUCUGUCAUCAGUUUAGCACGGGAUUGUCUUGUGACGAUGUUUGAUCUGGAAAAAAGACUAACGUGCAGCAUUGAAAUGGCUCAGUCAUAGUCGAUGCACUUAUUUUUUCUUUGUUUUCUUUGUAAUUUGCACAAUCCCUAUAUAUAAAUAAAUGUAUAUAUUUACAGAAA
Molecule: messenger RNA, 1742 nt
Organism: Conger conger (European conger)
Lineage: Eukaryota; Metazoa; Chordata; Actinopteri; Anguilliformes; Congridae
Gene: dusp12
Product: dual specificity phosphatase 12
Exons: 6
Coding region: 604-1527 (307 amino acids)
Biological process (GO): protein dephosphorylation
Cellular component (GO): nucleus
Molecular function (GO): protein tyrosine/serine/threonine phosphatase activity
Source: RefSeq, a predicted model, not a curated record